GCCUAGGUCACAUAGCCCGGCCGGUGUCCGGCAUCGGUGGAGCUCGGUGGAUUUUUGAGGUGUCGCCGAGCUCCCCUCAUCGGUGGCAUAGCUCGGUGACGUGACCGGGCUCCGUCCGGAAAUCUACAGGCGACCGACCAAACACCGGCCGAUGACCGUCCGGAGUCUGUCUCAAAAGUGGAGAUUUUUUUCGGCCGAUGUGGCAGCAACUACCGGCCGAUGUCCGGCCGAUGGUCGGCCGGACAUCGGGGGGUAUACGGCCGGUACCCGAGCAGGUUAAAGGACACCGUGCGAUCACCGGCCGGGUUGUUAACGGGCUUCGAACACUGCCCGGCCGAUGUUCGGCCGGUGUACCUCGGACUUGGGGGGCCGAUGGUCAGCUAUUCCAUACCUGUAUAUAUAUGUCCACCCUACCUGGAAUGGUCAGUUCAUCACUAUGGCUGCACCGAGAAGACUACGAAUGGCGUUGUUAGAACACGAGCUAGCUCAGGCGAGGUUCCAGUACAACUUGGUCCUGGCAGCACUGCUCGAAGAAGCCGAGAGGGAGCGACAGAGGGCCGGCAGAAGAAUAAGACGUUGGUGGGUGCGCGAGUGGAUCCUACGCAGACCUCGUUUCGGCCAGUAUGAGACGCUCAUGAGGGAACUUGAGGCCGAGCACGUUGCCGACUUCAAAUCCUACCUCCGCAUGGUGCCACAGAUGUUCUAUGAGUUGCUUGACCGAGUUGGCCCCCGCAUUGCCAAGACCACAACGCAUCGAACCCCCUUGGAUCCUGGGCUGAAUCUGGCGAUCACCUUGAGGUUCUUGGCGACCGGAAGCAGCUAUCAUGAUCUGGCGUUCGCGUUUCGUGUCCCACACAACACCAUCUCUCUGUUCGUCCCCGAGGUCUGUCAGGCCAUCUACGACGAAUACGAGGACGAGAUGUGGGCCACUCCCCAGACAGAAGAUGAGUGGCGCCCGGUAGCCGAGGGAUUCGGAGACAGAUGGAACUUUCCCCACUGUUGUGGCGCGAUCGAUGGGAAACAUGUCGCCAUCAAGAAGCCCCCCCCCCAAGAGCGGCUCACUUUACUACAACUACAAAGGCUUCUUUUCCAUCGUCAUGCUUGCAGUGGUAAACUCUGACUACAAGUUCAUCUGGGCGGAUGUGGGGUCACCAGGGUCGUAUUCCGACGCCGGCAUCUUUAACCGGUCGCGACUGGAGCCAGGUCUGCGUGAGGGAACGAUCGGACUACCCCAGCCGGAUCCCCUACCAAAUGACGACCAGGACACACCCUACUACAUGGUCGGAGACGACGCCUUCCCCCUACGGCCAUACAUGAUGAAGCCUUACCCUCAUCGGCACCUGAAACGGGACGAGCGGAUCUACAACUACCGGUGUUCCAGGGCACGCCGUGUGGUUGAAAACGCGUUUGGUAUAUUCGCCAAUCGCUUCAGAUGUCUGCUAACAACCCUGGGAUUGAGACCGUCGAAAGUUACCAAGAUCGUCAAGGCCUGCAUGACCCUUCACAACCUCAUGAGGACUCGUUACCCCAACCUUCAGAAUGCUGACCUCGACCGGGAAGAUGAGCAGGGUCAGAUCAUCGCGGGUGCAUGGCGAGACCAAGCCGUGCUCGAAGAUGUGCAAGCAGCAGGGCACGGGCCAAGAUUGACCCGACCAGGCAAAGAACUGCGCGCAUACCUCAAGAAUUACUUUUGCAGUCCUGCCAGGAGUGUGCCAUGGCAAGAUGUGGCAAUAAACCAGCAGUAACUUGUGUCUAAUAUUGUUACAGUAUACCGGAUGCAGCCACAGACAUUCCAUUAUUCUUCUCAGGACUUAACGCAUUUUUGAUGUGUUAUACUUUCCAUUAUUCAGUAUGUUGUUUGCAAAUAAAUCUGUUAUUGGGUAAUCUUAAAACAUUGCCUUUGCUCUUUUUAAUUUGAACACUAGUAAUAAAUGCCAAAAGAAAUCAAACCUGUUUGAAAGAAUAAAUCAAUAUUAAAAUACACCAGUAUGAAUAAGAUGAGAUGUGUGUAAAUAAUACAACAGCAACACAUUCAUUGUGAUUGAAUUAUUUUUAAUCAAAGAAUAAUCGUCAUUGUAUCUUUUCUUUCACCUUUAAAAACUAACCUUUCAUAAAGAAAAACACUUGUAUCAACCAAUAUGAUUAGCUUUGUAAUUUUGUAAUAGGCUUCAAAUGAUUGCCCAUUAAUAUGUUUUCACCUUUUAAAAAGUAUGUGUUUUUUCAUAAUGAGGAAGGAUCUCCAUUGUUUACAUAUCAGAUAAAGUCUUACGAAAUAUUAAUUUUUACUUGAGUACUGUUUAACUUUUGAUCUAUGCAACUUUGUUAAAAUUAACCAAUUUUUAUGGUGUGUUCUAUAAAACCUUCUAAAUGACAUUUUCUUUCCUUCUAAAUUAACUUUGUUUUACCUUUUGAGUUCUCAGUUUAUUGCUCUAAGAUGUUAAAAAGAUAAAAACAAUAAAGACAACGACAGAACUUUAGUUUUCAUACCUUGGAUGUUACCACAUACACAAUAAAUAUGGCAAUAAACAUAAACUGGCACGGGACACCGGCCGAUACUCGGUCGUACACCAGCCGAUGCGUAUUCCGAUGUGGUAAGGAUGGGGCUGCGAUGAGGGAGCUCGGUGAGAGCCCGUCGAAUUUUUAACUCCGAAGUUAAAUUUCGCCGAGCUGCCACCGAUGCGGUUUUUAGCCCCAAACGCCGGCCGGUGACCACGGGAGUCCGGCCGGUGUCCGGCUAAAAUCGCAUCGCUGGCUCAUCGGAACCUCAUCGGCCGGGCUAUGUGACCUAGGCAU
Molecule: messenger RNA, 2793 nt
Organism: Lytechinus variegatus (green sea urchin)
Lineage: Eukaryota; Metazoa; Echinodermata; Echinoidea; Temnopleuroida; Toxopneustidae
Exons: 2
Coding region: 338-1120 (260 amino acids)
Source: RefSeq, a predicted model, not a curated record